CACAGGUCGCAGCGACAAUUGACACGCGACAACACCACGCACUGCCGCCCACCAUGGCCAAGCGACCCGCCGAGGCAGACGACAAGGAGCUCGAGGCCGUCAAAAACGGCGACCGGCCCAUGGACGUGGACGUGGACGAGGCCGGCGAGUUUGCGGACGAGUUCGAGGAUGAGUUCGAGAGCGAGGACGAGAUAUUCGAGGCCGGCGUGGACGGCAGGCCAGACGAGGAGCGGGAAGCAGAGGAGAAAGAGCACGCCAUGGAGGUCGACCAGGGCACCUUCAUACCAGGCCGGCACAAGCUCUCCGCCGGAGAGACCCUCGCGCCCGACCUGUCCACAUACGAGAUGCUCCACACACUAGAAGCCCCCUGGCCCUGUCUUUCUUGCGACAUUGUGCCAGACAACCUGGGCACCGAGCGGAAGACGUACCCUGCAACUGUAUACUCCGUGGCCGGCACCCAGGCAGCCCAAGGGCGGGACAAGGAGAACCAGAUCAUGGUCAUGAAAAUGAGCAGUCUGUCGCGGAUGGAAAAGGAGGGCGACGACGACGACGACGAAGACGAAGACUCCGACGACGAAGGCUCAGACCCCAUCCUCGAGACCAAGUCAAUACCAAUGACCAGCUGCACAAACCGGAUACGCGUACACCAGGCGCCCCAGAGCACAUCAGCGAAGCCCGCGACCACCCUUACCGCUGCCAUGACCGAGUCAGGCCAGGUCCUGAUCCACGACAUCACCCCGCACCUCACUGCCUUCGACACGCCCGGCUCCACCAUCACACCGGCACAGAACAAGCCCGUCAGCACGAUACGAGCACACAAGGCGAACGAGGGAUAUGCGUUGGACUGGUCACCACUCGUACCCGAGGGCAAGCUCCUGACGGGCGACAUCACAGGCAAGAUCUUCACCACCACACGGACGCAGGGCGGCGGCUUUGUCACCGACACCACGCCUUUUACUGGUCACGAAGGCACCGUAGAAGAGCUCCAAUGGUCGCCAAGCGAGAAAACCGUAUUCGCAUCUGCAGGCAACGACGGCACAGUCAAGAUCUGGGAUGCGCGCUCCAAGUCAAGAAAGCCUGCCGUCAGCGUCCAGGUCUCCAAGACAGACGUCAACGUCCUAUCGUGGUCGCACGAGACCGCCCAUCUCCUCGCCUCCGGUGCCGACGACGGUGAAUGGGCCGUCUGGGAUCUCCGGCAGUGGAAGCCAUCCACCUCCCUCUCCUCAAACGCAAAGCCCUCACCCAUCGCCAACUUCAACUUCCACAAGGAGCAAAUCACAUCCGUGGAGUGGCAUCCGACCGACAGCAGUAUCGUCCUCGUAUGUGCGGGCGACAACACACUCACCCUGUGGGAUCUCGCCGUCGAGCUUGACGACGAAGAGAGCAGAGACACGGGCGGCGUCCCGGACGUGCCACCGCAACUGCUCUUCGUGCACUACAUGGAGCAGGUCAAGGAGGCUCACUGGCAUCCGCAGAUUCCGGGCGCCGUCAUGGCCACGGGUGGGUCCGGCUUUGGCGUGUUCAAAACCAUCAGUGUUUAGAUAUCCAAUCUACGUAUGUCAUGUCGCACAGCCCCGCGAACAGCCAACCUUCUUCGAUAUAUUUUGUGCCUGUGUCGUGUUAUCCCAGGCGUUCCGCGGGCUUGCGGCGCUUCUCCUUCGCGCUCGCGUGGUCACGUCCCUCAUUCCUCUCCCUGAUGCGCGUGCGCUUGCCUGAUCCGGUCACAAAGAAGUUUCAGGUAAUC
This is a messenger RNA of Paraphaeosphaeria sporulosa, 1744 nucleotides long. Its product is annotated as glutamate-rich WD repeat-containing protein-like protein 1. The record is from RefSeq and is a predicted model, not a curated record. Gene Ontology annotation, molecular function: protein binding. NCBI's taxonomy places the organism in Eukaryota, Fungi, Ascomycota, Dothideomycetes, Pleosporales, Didymosphaeriaceae. Bases 54 to 1541 code for a protein of 495 amino acids. The transcript has 3 exons.